This is a messenger RNA of Pygocentrus nattereri (red-bellied piranha), 8528 nucleotides long. It is a transcript of the gene frmpd1a, whose product is annotated as FERM and PDZ domain-containing protein 1. Gene Ontology annotation, cellular component: cytoskeleton. Lineage: Eukaryota; Metazoa; Chordata; Actinopteri; Characiformes; Serrasalmidae. The transcript has 17 exons. Gene Ontology annotation, molecular function: protein binding. Bases 756 to 5993 code for a protein of 1745 amino acids. The record is from RefSeq and is a predicted model, not a curated record.
GAGAGAGAGAGAGAGGGAGAGAGCCGAGCACACGCUGUAAAGCAGAUUAGAGCUGAGCGUCUCUCCCCUCUUCUCUUUCAGUCCUGCACUCCGCUCCAGACAAAACUGACCCGUGAGGAAAUGUACUGUCCAGCAAGGGAAACUCACAGUGGAGGAUUAAAGAGACACUGAUGGAGGACUGAAACCACUGAAAACCGCCUCCAUUGGAAGUGACCAAGACAUUAGCGAGGACACUGAUGGCCAUAAGAAGACAAGAACAUCCUUGGAUAUUAUUCCUAAUGGAUCUGAAUGCCUAUUCGACAGAAAGUGGAGAAAUGUACCGCUGCAAAGACAAAAUGCAUCUGGUGAGCUACUGAAAUCAAUCAAGGAAGGAUAAGAUCAUUCACUACAGUGGAGGUUAGUGGGGAUUAAGUGGAUGGCCAGUCGGAGGGGAAUAAUCAAAAGAAGCCGGCUUCUCAAACCAACAAACAUGCAGUGAUGUACUGCUGGCAGUCUGCUGAGCUUCAGGACAUGCCCCAGACCAAACUACUGAAUAACAUCAGAGCUGUGUAGUGGUUAUUAGACUGAAGUGCUGAAAUGGUCCAGCUUUCUAUUGUACUUUGCGGACUGAAGUGCUGAUGUGACAGCUGUAGGACGAGCAGCGGACUGGACUCUGUUACUAAUGGAUACAGAAGGACAUCGAGCUGAUGGUGCAGAGCAAGGCACAUUUCCUCUCUGAUGGAGCCCUGACACAUACUCAACACACUCUGGGCUAAAUGGAGGAGCGGGACCGCAGCCGCUCUCCGUCACGUAGGACCAGCAGAGUGGAGCAGGUGGUGGGACGCUGGCUACGUCGCUCCAGAGACUCCACCAGCAGAGAGCGACAGUUUGAAGAUGGACGUGCACCUGACUCCAGUCCUCAGGAACAAAGAAGUUGUCCAAUCAGAGUGACCACUCAAAUUCCAUUUGACUCCACCCUCGACUCCCACGGCUUCACGGUGUCCACACACACUCCACCCCAAGUGCAGGAGGUCACUGCAGGGGGUCCUGCAGAUGGCAAACUUUUACCUGGUGACCAGCUUGUUAAAAUCAACAACAUUGCUGUCGAAGACCUGUCCACUGAACAGGCUGCUGACAUCAUCAGGGAGUGUCAGGACGCAAUAACCAUGACAGUCCUCAGAAUAACAGUGGGGCCAAAGUCAUCCUUCAUAACCCCAGAGAAAAGAGCCAAGCUGAAAUCCAACCCGGUUAAGGUGCACUUCGCAGAGGAAGUGGUUGUCAACAGUCACUCACAGGGCAACUCUCUGCUGUUCCUGCCCAACGUUCUGAAGGUCUAUUUGGAAAACGGUCAGACCAAAGCCUUCAAAUUCGAACCCAAGACCACAGUUAAGGACAUAGUGAUGACUCUGAAAGACAAACUGUCCAUAUCCCGCAUUGAACACUUCUCUCUCAUGCUGGAACAACAGUACAGCAUCGCCAAACUGUUUCUGCUGCACGAAGAAGAGCUGAUUCAAGAGGUGGUCCAGAAGAAGGAGUCUCAUGACUAUCGGUGUCUGUUCCGUGUCUGCUUCAUGCCCAAAGAACCACAAGAAAUGCUGGAGGAAGAUCCUGUAGCCUUCGAGUAUCUCUAUUUGCAGAGUGUGAGUGAUGUUUUGCAGGAGAGGUUUGCUGUGGAGAUGAAGUGUAACACGGCUCUCAGAUUGGCAGCGCUGCACAUUCAGGAGAGACUUGCCAGCACCGGCCAGUCACCCAAAACACACCUAAAGACCAUCACGAAGGACUGGGGUAUUGAGAGCUUUGUGUCGAGUACCUUACUGAGGAACAUGCGAGAGAAAGACCUAAGGAAAGCCAUCAGUUACCACAUGAAGAAAAUUAUACAGGAACCCAAGCAGAAGGUGGUGACCAUAAACCAAGCCAGGUUAAAUUACCUGAACGAGAUGUGUGAACUCAAGUCUUAUGGGGGCAAAUCCUUCAGUGCCACCAUGAUGCUCCAGGACAGGGAGUCUAUGGUUAGUCUGUUGGUGGGGGCGCAGUAUGGAGUGAGUCAGGUGAUCAACCACAAGCUGAGUAUCCUGACCACGCUGACCGAGUUCAACAGCAUCACCAGAGUGGAACUCACGCCGGAGUCAGAGCGUGUUAGCCUCGUCAAAAUCUACCUGCAGGAUAUAAAGCCUAUAACUUUGCUGUUGGAGUCAGUGGCUGCUAAGGACUUGUCGUGCCUGAUAGCUGGUUACUACAAACUGUUGGUAGAUCCCCAGGUGUGCGUGUUCCCAUGGACAGCUAACUCAAAGAGCCACCGUAUAUCAGCAGAGGAAGGUUAUGUAUCACAAUGCGGCAGUGACUCUGAAGACUCGGACACAGAUAUGGAUGCUCUCCUUGCUCAUGUGGCUAAUGGUGCCCAGAGUGAUCAGCAGGUGGCAGCAGUCAGUCCGAGUGACAAGCCAGGUGUAGGGCAGGAGCAAGAAAAGACUGAAACAGAAAACGAAGACAAGGAGGACAAACAGGGUGAUGUGGCCAAUGGAACAUUUAGGAUGGAGAAUGUAAGAGUAGAAGAACAGACUGAAUCUGUGCAUUUAAAUGAAGGAGAGAUGGCAAAAAGCAAGGAAGAAAGGAACUUAGCAGAGAACAAGGACACAGAACAAGAGGAGAAGAAGGCAAAGCCUCCAUGUGUUAUCAUCGUGGAGGACCCACCAUCUGAGGCAUCAGAUUCAUGCCAGACAGACUCUCGUUUCCUAACCAGCAUGUCCAGUGACUCUAUGGAUGCCCUUGAAGAGGAUGACCUUUUGACCUAUUGCUCCACCAGCUGUCCCAGCCACCUGGAUAUGGGAGACCACUGCUUUCAUCCUGAUCCAUCCCCUCUACCGGCAGGUACAAAGCAACUGCAUUGCCAAGACAAUGAGCUGUGUUCUACUGAUUUUGAUGGGGACAGCGAUCCAUUCGUAUGUUUUGCUGCUCUGUCCAACAUUGCAGAAUGUCUACCCAGUCCCCCUGAGGCCAGUGAAGAUGAGGAUUAUGAUGACCAAGGAGGUGAAGUAGAUGGACAAAGGCUGGAGGCAUCAGAAGAAGGUUCUGAAAGUGUGUUUACAUUUGAGCAGGGAGAUCCACGAUGCUACUACAACAUCUGCUCUAAUGUGACACCUGAUAGCGCCCGAAGCCUCCCUAGACCUCCCACUCCUCCCGUCUCUCAGAAAGAAGAAAAUGAAAACAGACAAGAGUUGGAGAGGGAGCCUGUGCCCAUCCUUCAGCCUCCUCCUGGUUUUGGAGACAGCAGCUCAGAUGAUGAGUUCUUUGAUGCCCAGGAGAGAUUCACAUCCCCUGAGGAACCUUUGUCUGCAGCUAUAACUAGAGAAAAUUCUACAGAAUUGAACACGAUGAAGCGUACACUGAGUCUAAGUGACAUCGGGAUCAGUUUUGGUGAACAAGGGAUGACUGAGGGAGAGAAUACAGGAGAGCAGGAGGAAGAACUACAGGUGGAGUUAGAAAAUGAACUGUCAAGAUUCCGCAAGAGAUCCAGAAAACGCCGUUCAUUCAUGGAAACAGAUUACACCUCUUUAGUAUCAUUCCCUGAAGAAGAUCAAACAAAUAGUUACAAUCAAAUUCCAAAUCACAAGUCAGGACCUGACAAAAAGGGAGAAGGUCUGAUCUCUCACUUCAAUGGUGGCUUAUCAGAUCAAAGCUCCUGCCCUACAGUUUCAUCCCUAACCAAUGCUGAAGGGGAGCCAGCACAACUAGAGUCCAAACCCAUCACGCCAUCUAAACCAAGUAGGCCUGGAACCCAGCAUCUCCUGGAUGGCAACAGAAUCAGUAAGGCCAGUCAGCGGAAACAGCAGCUUAUGUUAAUGGAACCAGAUUCCAUGGAGUUUAAGUCUGUCACUGAACUCAUGCCUAAUGCCUCGCCUGCUAUUGUAGCAUCCCGCAGCUGUGCAGAGCCUAAAGCCAAAGAGAACAAUGUCAAAAGUGCUGAUAUGGGAGAAGAAGGUGCAGUGGGAAAUUUGGUUAAAGGAUUUCUUGCUGAUCAUUUGUUCUUUGCUACAUCUAGAAGGGAAGAGUCUGACAACACUUUACAUUUGAAAACAAAUGACCAAGAGUCCUUCAUAGAGGGUCUAUCCAAAGACACUUUGGACAAGCUAAAGACUUGCUCACUUCCUCAGCUGGGCCAAACAUCCCUGUCUAGCUCACUAUACUUACAAGUCCCAACCAUAUCCUGUACCCCAAGUCCAGAUGAUGACCAGGAUGAAGAAAGUCUGGAAAUGGGUAUUCUGAAAAACCCAGUAGAGAGAAGCAGAAGCCAGAGCAUGUCUGCUGCAUUUGGUAGAAGGGCUCCUCUUUGCUCACCAAGGCGCCUUUUGCCUCAAAGGGAACCUCUUGUCCGCACAAAAGAGACAGAAUCUGAUGACACUGACAGUUCUAGUGAUCCAUCUAUCCAAGAAUUGUCCUCCAGUGUUCCAUCCAUGGAGCCCACACCAGGUUACUUAUUUGCACCAUGUUCCUCUGGCAUCCUUGGUCGCCUUUCUGCUUCAACACUGCGGGGAAAGAUUCAGAACUUGCCCCUCUACCUGUCACGCUCCCAGGAAGUUCUAGAUGGUGAUGCUUGUGUUGGUGACAAUGCUAAACUAGCAAGAAGAUUUUCUGAAACACGGCCGAGGAGAAAAGAUGUGGAUAUUGUGGAAGAAGAAACCAACAAUGUGACCUCAACUGGCACGUCUGAGGUAACUGAGGUAAAAGUUGUUACUAUAGUAUCUGAAGAAGUCACAGAGGUGAUCGAAGAGGUCAGGGAAUUAAGCCACGCAAAUCACCACGUGCAUGGACAGCAGAAAACAAAAACUGAACCUCAAGAAUCUCUUCAACCAUCCAACUCACAUUUGUGCCCACAACCAGUGGCACCUUUCAAGAUCAGCCCUUCAUCUGUGGUGGUUACUACUCAAAACUUGAAUGGACCAUGGGGUGUGGUCACAUCACGAGAGAUCAGCCCCCUUGGGGAUGGACAAUCACAUCUUCUGACCUCUGGCUGUGGGGUUUUCACAAACUGUGAAUCCAAGCCCACCAACACCCAGCCCAAAGCACUUCCCAGCCCAUGCCCACAUGGGAAACCUGAUCUUAGCUGCAGCUCGGCCCUUGCCAUGGGGUGUGAGACAGUUAUGGAAGGUGCUCAAACACCCUUGGAAGUUUGUGGAUGUCAGGCAGUAUACACAAACUGCUUCAGCGGUGUUCUUGACAGUGGGGGCUUUGAUGAUGAACUGACUGUCUAUGAGUUCUCUUGUAGGACACAACAGGGAGAGAAUGAUCAGGCAUCACCUAUGACAUCUAUCCCUCCUUCGUCCCUCUCUGGUUCACCUUCCUCUUUUUCUCCAUCCUCACCCCUUCCUUCCUUUCCUCAUGUGGUCCUGCCACCAUCCUCUUCGGCAGAACUUGGUCCCCUUCUGUCUCCCCUGCAUGUCCCUGACUGCUUCCUUCCUGAUCCUCAUGAAGAUGCUAUUGCUGGCCUACUGUCCCGGCGCUACCCAUUACCAUCCACAGGCUUCCUGGCACUGCAGAGAGACAUUGGCAUGCUAUUAGCUGUCCUGGCUGGAGCUAUGAAGGACCAGGACAGUGUCCAGGAGCACCCCAAAGACACCUGUGCAGCUCACUUCUCUGAAAAUAAACGGAGGUUGCACACAGAGGCCCGAGCGCUUCUGGCUGGCUGUCAGCAAGUGGUAAGGGUCGGGCAAACCCCAGCGGAAACACUGCAUGCGCUAGCUGAUAGUUUUCAUUCACUUGUGCAGUUGACGAGUGUAUGCCUGAGCUUCUCAAGCUGCCAGAGAUGCCAGGAGCGCCACACCCAAGCUCUGUCAGGACUUGCAGAUCUGAUACAGACCUACCAGGAAUUUGCACGGGCAGCAGAGCGUGUGGGCACCGCAACCGGAAAAAGGACUUGCCAUGAUCUCAAUAUUAAGCUCCUGGCUCGCCAGUGCACAGCACUCACGACUUCAGUCUUCUGCCUCACACAACUCUUCCGCACACUCACUGCCCUUUGACCACUGAACUACAAAAUCAGAGCUUUUCUUGUGGCCAUCUGACCCCAAGACAACACCCCCUUUUACAUAUGAAUGGAAUCCUGCCAAAUCUGAAUUUCAUACAGUUGAGGUGUGAUAUGGAAAUAGACAUUUUGCAAUGGUAACCUAACAUCUCCAACAGAUGAGCACCUGCAAACAGACAUGCAAAAUGAGCAUGGCUGAGACAUAUAAUAUGUCAAGGCUCACUGUUCAUGACACAGGCACAGACAUGCACUGACAAUUGCUAGACUGAAAACUGCUUGUGUUCUUCCUUUGUCAGUAUUUAAAUUUCCAUUUGAAUGUACUGCAAUUCUUAUUAUGCACUUCUUAUGUACUUUAGUAUGUUAGUAGUGUUUUCUUGAGAAUGAAUAGGUAACGUUUUGGGUAGCAGAGAUACUGUAUCACGUGAAGCUUAGUGCUUUUUCCGCUUCUCAUUUUUUACACACAUUGCAGUGGAUAAACAGGCACAGGCACAGGACCUCAGCAGCUCGUUAUUUUUCUUCUUACCUCUGUCCCUGUCCCUCUCCGUUUCAUACACAUGCACACCUGCUUCUGUGUCAAACUUUAUGAAAUAUGCUGUUCCUUUAUUUUGCUUGUUUCCAUUCCCAAUGGCACAUUCACCAGAGCAGAAUGAACAAAACUCAGAGUGAUGCAUACUGAUAAUUAUGUGUUUCAGUGGCCAGUAAGUAUACUGUGUAUAUAUUGGUACAGUAUAUGAAUAACUGUGUUGUACUUUAUGAAGUUACCUUUUAUAGAUGAGUAGCCUUUUUCAAGAUGGAUUUCAGCUGCUUUUUCUAUGACUUGAAUUUUCAAAGGCUGUGUUGUAGAUGUGCUAUGAAUAGCCAUUUUUACCAUAGAAAUAUCAGGUCUGUUUUUUUUUGUUGUUGUUGUUGUUGUUUUGUUUUUUGAAGUUCCAUUUCAUAGAAAUUGCAUACUAGUUUUAUAUUUAUAUUAAUCUUCAAGGUGUGAAAUGAGGUCCUGGUGUGGGGGGUCUGGGGUUCCCAAUUAACAUCUUGGACCUCCUGAAUGUCUCAAAAUCUAAAUACUAGAGGGUCUCUGAAAGUAAACCUAUUAUGACAUUAUGCUGUCAUUUGUUGUUGUUUAACCUGCUUCUUUUACAGUCAGCAAGCUUCUGUCUUUGGUAUUCUGAACUGACUAGAGAUGGAACACUGGUCUGCUUCAAGGUGGAGCUGUAGCAAACUGGUUCACCCAGUUGGUUUCUCAUACCCUAGCAGCUGUAACUAUACCUGGGAUACCUCUGAAAAACGUACAAUAAAACCUGCCCAAUUUUCCCAAGAGACUGUUAGAAAGAGUGAAUUGAACCUAGCCUCAGCGGCUUGUCAACAGCCUACCAACGCCGGUUUAGCGGGCCAACGUGGGACCUCUCAAAUACCAGGAGGUAUUUCGGAUACUGUUUAUUUUACAAAGAUUAUCCACAACCAUACGUUCCUGCUACAGAUCAGCUCUGCAUUUAUUUAUUAUUUUCUUUGCUAUGUGGUAAAGUUUACUUUAUCUGGUUGUGUUUUGAUCCAUGAAUACUUACAUUUUGAACAUAGGUUCAUGUGCUUCAAGCACCUGUUAGUUUUUACCGUUAUAUUUAAUUCACAAGACUGUCUGCGACCACAAGCUCCUACUGCGUUGUGACAUCGCAUGCAUCUGCACUGUGACAUCAUACUUGGCAUAUAUACAUUAAAUUGUUCUCGUUGCUGUGUGAUAAAGUUCAGUUUAACUGGUGUUGUUUUGGUAAAUGACACUCAGGCACCCAGUAGUUAUAAUUCUUUUUGUUCUUUUUCACAAAGACCGACCACAAAUACCCAAAGAUCUACUCCUGCUGCAAUUCAACUCUGCGUUGUGACGUCACACGCACCCUGCAUUGUGACGUCACACGCAACCUGCAUUGUGACGUCACACGCACCCUGCAUUGUGACGUCACAUCCAUCCUACAAAGCACAUAAACUGUAAUUAGUUUCUUUGCUAUGUGGUACAGUUUAUUUUGGUUUUGUUUUGGCCAAUUAAUGGUCACUUACAUACUUGUUGAUGUGCUUCGGUACUGUAAAGGGAGUAAUCGUGACUAGGUUGCCUGUAGCGUCUGAGAGCCUGUCAGACGUUUUGGAGAACAGACUGUGGAAAUCAAUGUUGAUCAUCCUUUCUCUUCUAAUGGUGUGGAUCUGAUAGGAGUGGAGGAACGAAAUUUUAUCAUGGACACCUUCAUACCACGUUAGUGUCAAAUGACUUUCCAUACAGGUGUGUGGACAUAACUGGAAGCUGCUGUGCACCGACCCUAUCAGGCAUGCUGCAAACCAUACACACACUGGUCUUUACCAAAUACAACCGGGACUGGAGGAAUGCAUGCAGAAACAAAAGCAUGAUCUGACUGAGUGGCCGACGAUGGCGAGCGGAUGAGCCAGUGGCUAACUGGAUGACUGAAGAAAUGAAUGGAUGAAUGUAGAGAUGAUGAAUUGCAGUCUCUUGCUUUGUAAUGCAGUAUUCACUCUAUUAAAAUGAGACUCGAAAUGA